Molecule: messenger RNA, 2461 nt
Organism: Orbicella faveolata
Lineage: Eukaryota; Metazoa; Cnidaria; Anthozoa; Scleractinia; Merulinidae
Biological process (GO): protein import into nucleus; RNA export from nucleus
Cellular component (GO): nuclear pore; nuclear pore central transport channel
Molecular function (GO): phospholipid binding; structural constituent of nuclear pore
Source: RefSeq, a predicted model, not a curated record
GAAUCUAGGGAAGGAUGAUAUGUAUUCUACUCGAAAGUUUUAAAUUCAAAAUGGACGUCGUUCGGGUUAUCCAGGACCAAGGUUAUUUCGUUAAUGGUAUAUCUCCCUACGGUGAAAAAAAAAAUGAGCGCCACGCCCAAACAUUUAGGUCCCGUUUCAAUCUCGAGCCCAGAGUUUCUCCGGCUCCGCCAUUUUAAAAAGUAGAGAAGACCCUGGGGAUGAGGUUAGCGUGCUUGGUAGCCAAGCUUCUCCUGCAAUGGCGGGUAAUGUGCACUGAAAUGACUGUAUAGCACACAAACGUGAGUUUAAGAGUCCUUAAUCUCAAAGAUAAAUAUGUUUGGCCAGCCAAACCAGCAACAACCUUCUGGUAGUUUAUUUGGAACCACAUCCCAGCUUGGUCAGACUACUGGGGGCUUCACAUUUGGCAGCACUAGCACAUCAAGUGCUCCUUCAGUCGGAUCAGGGUUCAGCUUUCCAGCACCGACACAGCAACCAGCAGGUUUUUCAUUUGGUUCUUCUGGGACAACAUCUGCAGCAGCACCUGGCAGCAUAGGGGGCAUACCUUUUGGUACAACACCUGGAAGCACAGGGGGAUUAACCCAACCUGCCAGCACAGGAGGUUUAAAUCUAGGUGCAAAACCUGCCACUCAAGCAGGGGGAUUCACUUUUGGUUCAGCAACACCUAGCAGUGGCUUUCAGUUUGGCAAACCAGCAGGAUCUGCAACAUCCACUCCACAAACUGGAGGGUUUGCAUUUGGUUCUGUCACCUCAAGUGGGGUUUCUUUUGGUGCCCCAGCAACGCCAUCCUCUCAAGCAGCCAGUAGUGGCUUGAAAUUAGGAGGCGCUGGAGGAUCAGGGCUUGCAUUUGGCACCCCAGCACCCUCUGCAACUGCUGCCGCACCUGGAGGCAUCUCACUGGCUAGUGCAACUACAAGUGCCACCUCUUCCCCAUUCACAGGGGGGUUUACACUUGGUAAAACCUCUGCCGCCACUGGGACAUCAAACACUGGGUUCACCUUGGGUGGGGGUUUGGCUCAACCCACAGGACUUUCAGGCUCUUUGUUCAGCACUCCAAAUAGUCAAACAGGUGGAUUAAGCUUAGGGUCUGCACCAUCACAAGGGUUUACUCUUGGAACAGGCAAAACAACUGCACCUGCUACGGUGAAUCCAACACCAACAUUUGUACCUGGCAGUGCAACGACAGCUGCUUCUUCAGCUUCAUCAGGAUUUGGGCCCAAAAGUGGCAGUGCGGGAGGAAACCCCAGCUCUGGGCUUACUGUGGGAGCCACUCCAGCAGCGGCUACAACAAGUGGACUGUCUCUUGGAGGUGGGCUCAAAUUAGGUGGGACAGCAGCUACUCCAGCUAGUGCUGGAUUCACACUUGGUAUUCCAGCAGCAGCUGCUGGUUCAGCUACUCCUGUCACAGGUUCUUUGUCUGGGUUAGCGAAAACCACAGCAGCUACCGCCACCGCUAGUACAACCUCCAUUGGCCUCACCCUUGGUACCACUGGCACAACUACAGCACCUGGGUUUUCUUUUCCUGCAGCUUCAACACAAACAACUACGUCACUAUCAACUGCGACAACGACAGUUGCUGCAGGGCCUGGAACAAUAGCAAGUGCAGCAAGUGUACCCAGUACCGCAGCAGCAGCAGCAGCAGCAGCAGCAGCAGCAACAGCUACAAGUAAUGUACCACAAUUGACCUACAAACAGCUUGAAGAGCACAUCAACAAGUGGGCUCAGGAGCUAGCGGACUAUGAAAGGACCUUUCUGGAUCAAGCAGCACAAGUGAAUUCAUGGGAUAGGCUUCUUAUGGAGAAUGGAGAAAAGAUAACUGAAUUAAAUGCUGGUGUGGAGAAUGUGAAAGCAGAACAAAAAAGACUUGACCAGGAGUUGGACUUCAUAAUGGCGCAGCAACAAGAAUUAGAGGAAAUGCUGAAGCCGCUGGAAGAGGCUGUGAGCACUAGUAACUCAGGCAGCAGACAGCUUCAGCAGGCAGACAAAGAGAGAGACUUCACUUACAAGUUGGCAAAGGACAUUGACGGACAGUUGAAGCAAAUGGUUCAGGACCUCAAGACCAUCAUCGAUCAUCUUAACACCUCCAACACACAGCAGCAGGACACAGAUGACCCAAUUGCACAGAUAGCAAAGAUAUUAAAUGCACACAUGAAUUCGUUACAGUGGAUUGAUCAAAACUCAGGAAUACUUCAAAGAAAAGUUGAUGAGAUUGCCCGACUGAGUGAGACGAGAAGAAAAGAACAGGAAAGAAAUUUCAGACUGGCAUUUGACUGAGAACACCAUGUAUGACGUAAAAACAUUUGCUAGACCGGUGCCUUCUUCAGUAGAGCGGCAAUAUUUUGCUGGAGUUCAAACGAGUUAUCUGUAUAAAACUAAGACGCAUGUUGUAGGAUAAUAUGUACUCAGUUUCUAAGAGAAUAAACUCUCAAGUUUUGUACACUGA